AUGGUGGCAUACGAGCUGAAAAAUCAGGCCUCAAUCACAGCCCGUGGCGGGAACAGGAAUAUUCUAUCCAGGACCGAGAUAAUCUUCAAUUGCAACGGCUGGCGAAACUUCGGAAUUCUCUCAAUUCUUGGUUUUAGCUGUACCAUUUUGGGUACUUGGGAAGGUCUUCUCGGUACAUUCGUCAAUCCUUUGCAAAAUGGUGGAUCUGGAGGUGCUGUCUAUGCCUACAUUUUUGCUUGGGUCGGUACUGCCUGUACCUUUGUUGUCUUGGGUGAAAUGGGAUCUAUGGCACCUACAUCAGGAGGGCAGUACCACUGGUGUGCUAUGCUUGCUCCGAUAAAGCAGCAAAAGUUUCUUAGUUAUAUAACUGGUUGGAUGGCUGUGAUGGGUUGGCAAACUGCCUUCGCAUCAGCUUCAUAUUUAUGCGGAACUGAGAUCCAGGGAACCGCGAUUCUGGCCCAUAAGCUCUAUGAGCCUGAAGCGUGGCAUGGAACGCUGAUUGUCUGGGCAGCACUCGUCGCUGCACUUCUUGCUAAUUUAGUCGGCGGAAAAUUCCUGCCCCGACUCGAAGCAAUCAUCCUGGUGAUCCACAUUAUCGGAUUUUUUGGGAUCCUCAUCCCCCUGGUCUACAUGUCGGAACACAAGAGCAACGAUGAAGUAUUUCUGCAAUUCCUCAACAGUGGAGAAUUUCCAACACAAGGAAUAUCUUGGUUCGUUGGCAUGACUAGUUGUGCAUUUGCAUUCGCUGGGGGCGACGCCGCCGUUCACAUGGCUGAAGAGGUAAAUAAUGCCUCUCUUGUGAUUCCUCGCGCCCUAAUGAUGAGUGUCGGUAUCAAUGGCUGUCUGGGAUUCGGCAUGUUGCUUGCGAUGCUUUUCUGUCUUGGAAACAUGGAUGAUGCUCUGAACACCACCACCGGGUAUCCAUUUAUCGAAGUCUCCUGGCAGCUACCUCCCGCCAAUUUUGGUCGUUCGCGAGAGACAGAGGAGUCCCAGGCUGGCGUUUUUGGAGUCAGAUUGCCCAUGUGGUCCGUCCUACUUACAACGCUCAUCAGUUUGCUGCUCGCCCUGAUCAACAUCGGCUCUUCGGUCGCUCUGAACGAUGUUCUGUCAAUGGCGGUUUCCGGUCUAUACUCUUCCUAUCUCAUCGUCUCCGUUCUACUACUAUUCCGCCGAAUCAAAGGCGACAUUUCUCGGUACAAUGAUAACGACGAUGAUAUUGUGAACCUCCCCGGAAAAAAGCUGGUCUGGGGCCCAUUCCAUGUCCCUGGUAUUUGGGGUAUUUUAAUAAACGGGUUUGCCGUGAUUUAUAUUAUUAUUGUGAUCUUUUGGAGCUUUUGGCCUACCGCAAUGAACCCCAGCGUGACGGAUAUGAACUACAGUGUCGUUGGCUGGGGAGGCGUCAUAUUCCUUGCUUCCCUAUACUAUGUCAUCAGAGCCAGACACAUUUAUACUGGACCUGUGGUGGAGAUUUCCAUGUGA
Molecule: messenger RNA, 1479 nt
Organism: Penicillium cosmopolitanum
Lineage: Eukaryota; Fungi; Ascomycota; Eurotiomycetes; Eurotiales; Aspergillaceae
Product: amino acid permease
Exons: 9
Coding region: 1-1479 (492 amino acids)
Biological process (GO): transmembrane transport
Cellular component (GO): membrane
Molecular function (GO): transmembrane transporter activity
Source: RefSeq, a predicted model, not a curated record